Molecule: messenger RNA, 432 nt
Organism: Paraglomus occultum
Lineage: Eukaryota; Fungi; Glomeromycota; Glomeromycetes; Paraglomerales; Paraglomeraceae
Source: the annotation of a GenBank genome assembly
AUGUCUCUGACCUUCACUCCAGAUCGUUUCGACACUCAAGUGAACCGUCUCUUUAGCGACUUUUUCAGAGACUUCAAUGUUGGUCGUGUGGGCGAUACCGGACCUACUAAAUGGAGACCACUUAUCGACGUUCACGAGACUGAUAAGGAGUAUGUUGUAAACGCUGAGCUUCCGGGCUUGAAGAAGGAGGAAAUCAAUCUGGAUCUCCAUGACAACGCCUUGACAAUUUCCGGAGAGACUAAACAAGAUAACAAAUACAAAGAGGGCAAUACGUAUGUCCAAGAACGUCGUUAUGGUAACUUUUCUCGUACCAUUGCUCUACCCAAUAAUAUCAAAGCCGAUGCAGUUUCUGCGAAAUUCAACGAUGGUGUGUUGGAAGUCGUCAUUCCCAAGGCGGAACAUGCCCAACCCAAGAAAGUUACCAUUCAGUAA